Molecule: messenger RNA, 7637 nt
Organism: Pyrgilauda ruficollis (rufous-necked snowfinch)
Lineage: Eukaryota; Metazoa; Chordata; Aves; Passeriformes; Passeridae
Gene: COL19A1
Product: collagen type XIX alpha 1 chain
Exons: 50
Coding region: 413-3772 (1119 amino acids)
Source: RefSeq, a predicted model, not a curated record
GGGAGCCCGGGGCGGGGGCCGGAGAGCGGCUCCGGCAGCGGGGCGGGGGCGCUGCCCGGGAGCCAGCCCAGCCGCGCCGGAGAGCUGCCCGCUUGCCUUCCCGCCCGGAGUGUUGAACCCUCCCUCGGGAAACGCGGCUCGAUCCGAGGGAAACGAGGCUGCCGGCGCUGCCGGGUUAGAGCCUGUGCUGCCGAGGGCUCCGGUGCGCCGGGGGUGCGAGGGAGCGGAGCCUCCCGGAGCAGCCGGCGGGAGAGGAGCCGAGCCCCGAGGUGCGGCGGCAGCGAGGGGUGGCGGUGUUGGUGAUCAGAGCCCUUCGGAAAACCAGACCUCCGGAGCGGCAGCUCUACUGAAUUCCCGAUGCUUGCUUGUAAAGCAGAUUUGUAGCUGUUUGUUCACAUGUGUCCAGGGGGAGAUGAAGUACAUUGGAUCCUGCAUAGUUUGGCUUUGUAUGGCAAUCUUCCUCCUUCCUGUUACUACUUCUGUGGCUGUCAGUGACCAGACAGGUGCUGUGUGUCCUUUAAUGAAAACAGUUGCCCGUCAUCUCAAACAAAUCAACAGAGACAGUCAUGGUGUAUCAGGGUUUGAUCUGGCAGAAAGCUUUUCAUUAAGGCAAACAUCUUGUGGUGGGGAAAAGAUCUGUUUUAAACUGGGAAGUGCACCUCUCAUUAGAGAUACAAGGCAAGUGUUUCCAAAUGGGCUUCCUGAAGAAUACUCUCUGGUUGCUACGUUCCGUGUACGGCGAAAUACCAAGAAAGAGCGUUGGUAUAUAUGGCAAGUUUUAAAUCAGUAUGACACACCUGAGAUCUCUGUCCUCCUGGAUGGUACAAAAAAGGUGGUGGAGUAUAUGACCAAAUCCUCUCAGGGAAAUAUACUGCACUACACUUUUAAGAGUCGAGAAAUUUAUCCAUUGUUUGAUCGGCAGUGGCAUAAGCUUGGUAUUAGCGUGCAGUCGGGGAUCAUUUCCCUCUAUUUGGAUUGUAAUUUAAUUGAGAGAAAGCAGACUGAUGAGAAAUUCACCAUUGACUUGCAGGGAAGGACACUGAUUGCUUCUCGUGCUGCGGAUGAUAAGCCUGUAGAUAUUGAACUUCACCACAUAGCAGUUUAUUGUAAUUCACAACUUGCAAUAGAAGAUACAUGUUGUGAAAUAUCUUCAGACUUGUGCCCACGUGAGGAGAGGUUACUGGCUACAACUUCAUCACCAGUGACUGUUCGUGCCAGCAAAAUAUACACUCUUCCAGGGACGCAGCAAGAAUCUACACAGAGAUGCCACUGCUUUCCAAAUAAAGGAGAAGCAGGAUUGCCUGGAGUAGCUGGUUUGCCAGGCCAGAAAGGAGAGAAAGGUGAAAAGGGAGAGAUGGGUGUGAAAGGACCGGAUGGUGUUGCAGGUCUGCCUGGUGAAAAGGGUGAACGUGGCUUUCCAGGUAGUAAAGGUGAAGAAGGUGAAAAGGGUGAAAAAGGAGAUAAAGGAGAACCAGGACCAGAAGGCCUUCCUGGAACAGAGGGACUAAAAGGUGACCCUGGCAGUCCUGGUGUGGCUGGUCCAAAAGGAGAAAAGGGAGAUGCAGGACCUCCAGGACCAGCUGCCUUGAGUGGCUUGCUGGAGGGUCCCCAAGGUCCACCUGGCAAAGAAGGUCAGAGGGGGAGACGAGGCAAACCAGGCCUUCCAGGAAAACCGGGGCCACCAGGACCACCAGGCCCAUCUGGACUAAAAGGAAUCCUGGAUUCAUUGAACAAGCAUUAUAAUGAGAGUGAUACAAGACUACUGGGAGUACUUGGGAUCCCUGGACUUAAAGGCCAGAAGGGAGACGUUGGUCAAAAAGGAGAAUUGGGAAUGACUGGUGCAAAAGGAGAAAAGGGAGAGCCUUCUGAAAAAGGGGACAAAGGAGACCCAGGAGAGACUGGAAUGGAGGGAUCAAAAGGAAAUAAGGGUGAAAUGGGAGAUCCUGGACCACCUGGUCUUAUUGGAAAUCCAGGAUUGAAGGGACUGCAAGGCCCUCCAGGACCUGUUGGACCCCGGGGACUGCCAGGAGAAGUUGGCUUACCAGGAGAUCCUGGUGUACCAGGAAUUAAAGGAAUUAAAGGAGACAAGGGUGACCCUGGUGGAAUUGUGGGACCACCUGGACAUCCAGGUCCAAAAGGCGAUAUGGGGCCUCCUGGGCCAAGUCUUCCUGGAACACCAGGUCCCACUGGUGUUCCUGGAAACCCAGGUCCAAGGGGGCCAAAGGGAGAAAGAGGACUACCUGGUGUACAGGGAGCACCUGGGGAGAUGGGGCCCCCUGGCAUAGGCAUUCAGGGAUCACCAGGUCCUAAAGGUCCAACUGGAUCAGCAGGUGUGCAGGGCCCUAGGGGACCUCCAGGAUUACCAGGAGCUCCAGGUACCCCUGGUAUUAAUGGCACUCCAGGAAGAGAUGGAAAGCCAGGACUACCAGGCCCUCCAGGUGAUCCUGUUGCACUUCCCCUUGUGGGAGACAUGGGUGCUAUACUGAAGGGUGAUCCUGGAACAAGAGGUCCUCCAGGCAUUCCUGGCAGAGAAGGACCAAAAGGAAGCAAAGGUGAACGUGGAUUUCCUGGGCUUGUGGGAGAAAAGGGCGAUGAGGGUCUUCAAGGUGCUCCUGGACUGCCAGGUGUAUCAGGACCCAGUGGCCCAUCCGGAGUCCCAGGAAGACCUGGACAUCCCGGUCCAGCUGGAGCAAAAGGAGAAAAGGGUAGUGAAGGUUCUCCUGGGAAACCUGGACCACCUGGGCCUCCGGGUAUGCCUUACAAUGAAAGAAAUGGAAUGAGCAGCUUAUAUAAACUGCAGGGAGGAGUGAGUGUUGCAAGUUAUCCGGGUCCACCAGGACCUCCGGGUCCAAAAGGGGAUCCUGGAACAGCGGGAGACCCAGGACCAAUGGGAUUACCAGGACUGGAAGGACUGCCAGGGGAAAAGGGUGACCGAGGACCAGCUGGAGCACCGGGAGUGUCAGGGACACCGGGAAAGCCGGGAUCUCCUGGGUCCCCAGGGCUGCCAGGAGAACCUGGUGAAAGAGGACCUAUAGGAGAUAUAGGCUUCCCUGGUCCAGAAGGGCCACAAGGAAAACCAGGAAUCAAUGGAAAAGAUGGAUUGCCAGGUCCUCCGGGUGCUGUGGGGAGACCAGGAGACAGAGGACCCAAAGGAGAACGUGGAGAUCAGGGUAUUCCAGGGGACAGAGGUCCACAGGGUGAACGAGGGAAACCUGGUCCAUCAGGAGAGAAGGGGGAUGUGGGUCCUGUUGGCCCUCCAGGAGACAGAGGCUAUCCAGGAUCACCAGGUCAUCAAGGUCCCCCAGGCUCACCAGGACCCCCAGGGUUUCCAGCUGAUGCAAUUUCACUUGAAGAAAUAAAAAAAUAUAUCAAACAAGAGGUUCUUAAGGUAUUUGAAGAAAGGAUGAGUCAAUUUGUAUCCCAGCUGAAGCUGCCUGCUGCAAUGCUUGCCUCCCAAGCUCAUGGAAAACCAGGGCCCCCAGGAAAAGAUGGAUCACCAGGGCCCCCAGGAAAAGAUGGUUUGCCAGGGCCACCAGGAGAACGUGGAAUUCAAGGUUAUAGAGGACAGAAAGGGGAAAGAGGCGAGCCUGGAAUUGGACUGCCUGGUAACCCUGGACCACCCGGCCCUGCAGCAGCUGCUGGCCUGCCAGGCCCACCAGGAGCAUCAGGCUCACCGGGACCGCAGGGGCCGCCUGGACCCAACGGGAGGUGCAAUCCGGCAGAUUGCUACUACCACGUGUCACAGACUCGCUCACGCACCAGCAGGAAAUAAAAUCCCUCUCCCCCUGACACUUGGGUUCACGGUCACUCUUCACUCUUUCCAAUAAGUUAAUUUAAUUUUUGAAAUAUUUGGUGCAUUUUUUUUUCUCUCGACACUGCAUGGUAUAUAGAUAAUUUGUAAGGCACAAAAUUGAGCCUUUUUCUAUGUUAUUUGCAGUGUCAUAAUGAUGACAUGAUGUCAUAUAUUUUCCAGAGUGCAUUCCAUGUGUUGUUUCUCAUAUUUAUUUUGCUUAGAACAGAAAAUAGGCCCAAAUAAUUUUCAUAAACUUCUUUCUUCAAACAAAAAAUAUUUUAUUAUAACUUAAGACAGUAUGUAUGCCUCCAUAUGUAAGCUGGCUUUAUUUUUCUUGCUGGUGGUGAAUUUUAAAUGGAAAAAAUACAUUUCUGAAGUUACAGAGCGUACUCGUUCCUGGCGAAUGCAGGACCUGAGCUGGAACACUGGGAACUCUGUUCAGACUAAACAUUCAUGUCCCUCAAUGAGGCUCCAGCACACCUUCUGAAAAGGGUCUGCCAUGGUCCAGGAAUGCUCCCCACCAUGUCACAGUCACAUCCAAGAUGGCAAAGAAGGAAACGAAGAUGUGGUUAUGGUCUCCUUAUCCCAUCCAACAAUGAGCUCCAGACUGACUGGAAAAUCACUGGGUGUAGCUCCAGGAAGUGUCUCUCCUGACUGGAUUUUGUCCCAGCUGGGGGCUUGUAUGUUCUUUUAGUCAUGGUUACAUGUACCCCAGAUAUUAAAUGCAAGAGGCUGCUAACAGUGUUCCAGACUGAGAGCUGGCACACCUUCUAUCCAGUAGGUGGACUGAGUAAGGCUGCUAAGGCCUGGCAUCAAGCUACUCUGCCAUCAAGUCUGCCUGCAGCAAAGGUUGACCCCUUGCUUUAGAGCAGAGGCUGGUGAGUACAUAUUCCAAGAAUGGAACUUCACAAGCCUCUAAUCUUGGUGAUGGCACUGUUUUCCUCUUCCUCCUGCAAUAUUCACUCCCUGCAAUCAGCUUGAGAAGAACAUGGAAUCUGUAGAGUGCACCACUCACGGGUCCUAUUAACUGGUGACAAUAUUUCUUGAGUUCAAGAGAAAGUCGGAAAAAAAUACAAAACCCUCCUAGAAAAGUGUACUACUGAGAGCAGCAGCAUCCAGUUUUCAGGCAUUUAGUAAGGGCUGCAGGAACAGACAAUGUCAAUGAUGAACAAUACAGAACAAUGUGUAAAUCCUGUAGAGUUCAAAGGGUUGAGCAAAAGAAAAUCUGGAGAAAAUAGAUCACACAGAUGAUCCUGAAAAGGAGUGAGUAGGGAUGGCUAAAAUUUAACUUCUGAUUAUUAGGACACAGAUGAUCCUAAGUUAGUCCUGUGGAAUUUGUACGGUGCAAUAGAAAGUGAAGGUGCUAUUUAGAGAACACAGACACAGACACCUAUAACCUACAACUUCAAAAUGCAUCUGUAGUACAUAGCCAUACUGAGGGCUCUUAUCCCAUUGUUUGGAAGUUAGUCACUCUCCCACGUCAGGCAGGGAAGUAGUUUUGGUAACUUUGUGCUUGAGCAGUACUGAGCUACCAGGGAAGUAUUCUCAAAUUGGAAGUCCUGGCUUCCAGAGAAACAGUUGUGAUACAUUAAUCUGGCCGACUUCUGGGUUUUGCUUAAAAGCAGUUUAGGAAUGACUGGUGGGAGUCUUUAGCAAAAGAUGCACAUUGGCAUUUGUUCUGAAUAGAGUUCUUAGCACUUGCAGAGCAGAGGAAGCAAGAUGAGAGCAAGAGGUGACAGAAGUAACUCAGGCAGCAGCUGGGGCACUCAGGAUACUUUCUGAAAGGGAAAGCACACAUCCCUGACACGUUCAUUGGUUAGGUGUUUGGAGGAGAGAAUAUGCUUGCUAGAAAAGGAUGUUAAAGGAAACACAGGGAUGGAAGGCUGAGAGUAAACACCUGGGACAGGAGAAGGCAGCAGGAAUGAGGAUGGCAGAAAACCUGUGGCAUACCAUGGACUAUCUCCUGAAGGAGCUGCACUACACCCUGCAGCUGGGGACGCCUUGGGGAGUCAGGGUGCUUUAUCUGUUCCUUGUGAGAAUGGGGUCAAAAGCCCACAGGCAAGCCCAGUCCUCACACCUCCUGUUCUUCUCACCCCUCAUUCCUCGGCAGGCAAUGGCUGUCCCUUCUGCAGGCUGGCACAUCCUCUGCUCUGCGGGCAGCAGGCGCCCGUCCUGCUGGGCUGAAGGUGCCUUUGGGACAAGUGGUGCUGCCUGAGCUCAGCUCAACACCAGCUGCUCCCACUCCAGAACUGCUGUGUCCAUGGAGCAUGUUUUUGUUUGCUCUGUAGAACUGAUCACCCUUCCAGUCCUGCUCCUCAGAGCGCCGGGGCUGUGGGAGUGCUGGGAAUGGUGAGGCAGCUUGAGACCGAGCACUGAGGCACCGAGCACUGUGCAGGCCACGGGUCUGCCUGCCCAGACAGCACAGCCAGCACAUCUCGGUGUUAAACAUGGACACCAGGGGAGGAGCAGCCCCACAUACUGGUGUCCAUUCUCUGAAAGCAACUGCUGGUCAGGUAUCUUGCAUAACUUGCAUAAACAUUUUGUCUUUCUUUUUUUUUCCUUUCUUUUUUUUUUUUUUUUUUGUUACUUCUGUAGUAAUUCCAAUAUUUGUAAUAAUCUAAACAUUUUUUACUUCUAAAGUUAAUUUUGAACUUCAUUUUCUGUGAUAAUAUUGAAAAGGGUGCUGUCUUGUAGUAGUACUUGUGUGACUUAGAGGUUCCCAAGCAGCCCCAUCCUGGAAGGCUGUACAUAGACCAUUGCACCGCACUGGUGGUAUCUGUAUAUUUUGGGGCUUUUAGCUUGCUGAAACCCAGCAUCUGUUAUCUGCCAGAUGCAAUUGCUGUAUUUUAAUUUACUUGAACUUACUGGGAAGCAGAACACUUUUUAUAUUUGAAGAAGUUUUAUUUUUUCAUCUAUGUUUCCUACAGAUGCCUUUUUCUUUUUAUAGGCUUAAAGAGAAAGGUCUUUCUAAAAUGUAUUUGAAUGCUUUCAGUUGAUUUGCAGGUAACUUUGGUAAUUAUCUUGUUGCAUUUUUUUUUUUUUUUUUUGCUAAAAGCCCACUUUAAUUUUCUCAUGUGAGAAAACGGGUAAUUUUUUAUGUGGGCUAUCUCAGUACCUAUUUUAAGAUGCCACGUUCUUCACUGGGGUAGAGCAGAGCUAAUCCCAGCUUAACUUUACUUCACACUGGCUUGCUCCUAAUUCGCAUUUUUAGAAUUGAAAGUGGAAUGUAGCUGGAAACAUGUGUCUGCAUGCUUUUCAGGUUUGGCCCCUGAAAUUUCUUUGCAGUUUCAGACUGAUGUUGUCUUAGUUUUUGGGCAGGAGGCCAGGGAGGGAAGAGGGGAUGCUAAUCUAUUUUGCAAUUUGCUUUAUCUGUUUUGUAUCUGUUUUGAGCAGCUCAUGCUGCAGUAAUCACUGCAAGGAAAUAAACACAAGGGAUUAUUUUUUUUUUUCCAGUAGCAUAAGGUCUUUUAUUCUGCUUUGGGUUUGUUUACAUGCAACAAGACUCAGAAGUGAAAUAACUUUGACAAAAUGUUUUUAAACCUUUUUUAAAAGCUCUUGAAGCUUUAUCCUAGUUCAGGGUCAGACUUUUCUAUUUUAUGGCAAGUUGCUUUAUCACCUCUUAAAAAUGUGUUGGGAUUUUCCUUGAAUGGCAAUGUAUAGUACUCAGCUUGCCUAAAGAAAGUACAGAAGCUUCCUCAGAGGGAAGCUUUCCCAAGGCUGCAGCAGACCUCCUGCUGUCCACAUGGUGGAGUGCAAAACAUCCUUUCAGUACAAUUACAGCCCAGGCAUUACUGGCCCAGCAGAACAAGAGCUGACCUAGCCAUGUGUAUUCUCACAGCACAAA